GAUAAGUUAAAAAAAAAUGGACAAGUCGUCGCCGGAAAGUUUGAUCGUCGUCAAGAAAGACCACGACGGGAUAGCUUACGUGACGAUCAAUCGCCCAAAGUCCUUGAAUUCGUUGACGAAGCCAAUGAUGACUGAUCUGGCGCGUGCAUUCAAGUCCCUUGACUCCGAUGAAUCCGUCGGCGCCAUCAUACUGUCCGGGUCGGGUCGAUCUUUUUGUUCGGGUGUGGACCUGACGUCGGCGGAGGAUGUUUUCAAAGGAGACGUGAAGGAUGUAGAGGCCGAUCCGGUUGCUCAGAUGGAGCGGUGCCGUAAGCCGAUCAUAGGGGCGAUUUCAGGGUUUGCUAUUACGGCGGGGUUCGAGAUCUCGCUUGCUUGUGAUAUAUUAGUUGCUUCUAAAGAUGCGAAAUUCAUCGAUACACAUGCCAGGUUUGGGAUAUUUCCUUCAUGGGGUCUCUCUCAAAAGCUUUCUCGUAUAAUAGGACCCAACAAAGCUCGAGAGGUGUCUCUAACAGCCAGCCCGUUAACUGCAGAGGAUGCGGAGAAGUGGGGAUUGGUGAACCAUGUGGUUGAAGGUAGUGAAUUGUUAAAGAAAGCCCGUGAAGUUGCAGAGGCCAUCAUGAAAAAUAAUCGAGAUUUGGUGUUGAGGUACAAAGCAGUUAUAAAUGAUGGUUGCAAGCUAGAUCUGCAUCAUGCUCUUUUGCUAGAGAAGGAGAGGGCUCAUGAGUAUUACAAUGGAAUGACAAAGGAGCAGUUCAAGAAAAUGCAGGAAUUUAUAGCAAGUAGAAGCUCAAAAAAACCCGCUUCUAAGUUGUAGCCAAAGAUUCCUUUUGGUUUUUCCGAAAGCAACAAACAAUUCCCAUAUGUAGAAUGAAUGUGUUACGGUAAUAAAUAAUAUGAUGUCAGCAAGUUGUUAAUGGAACCAGAAAAACUUGAAUCCAUUUCCAACUUGUUAUCGUAAUGGACCAAGAAUCAAAAUUAAUGAUUUUAGUUCACAUCAAAA
Messenger RNA from Cynara cardunculus var. scolymus (artichoke), 1000 nucleotides. RefSeq names its product probable enoyl-CoA hydratase 1, peroxisomal. Gene Ontology annotation, cellular component: peroxisome. NCBI's taxonomy places the organism in Eukaryota, Viridiplantae, Streptophyta, Magnoliopsida, Asterales, Asteraceae. The transcript has 3 exons. The record is from RefSeq and is a predicted model, not a curated record. Bases 17 to 814 code for a protein of 265 amino acids.